Messenger RNA from Saccoglossus kowalevskii, 1418 nucleotides. Its product is annotated as C-reactive protein 1.1-like. Lineage: Eukaryota; Metazoa; Hemichordata; Enteropneusta; Harrimaniidae. The record is from RefSeq and is a predicted model, not a curated record.
AUGAAGUAUUUACUUUUCUACAUUACUUCGUGUCUGUGUGUCUUCCGUGUGUUGGCGAUUACAGUUGAAAACCAGAAAUUGGUGACUAAACGGAAUCCAAGCAAUGCACUCUUGGACUUCUACAAACAGUCUGAUGUAGCCAUCACUACACCGAUACCAGAACUCACUGAAUUCACUGCCUGUGUGUGGAUCAACUCCAUUGACAACAAGGUAGCAUUAUUCUCUUACGCUAUAAGUGAUACAGAACUCAAUGAGAUACUAGCCUGGAAUCUAAUUAGUCCCAAACUGGAUAUCAAAGACGAGCGUUUCGGGGUGUCUCAAACAGUAGUGAACGAUGGUAAGUGUCACCAUCUGUGCUUCACCUGGACGUCCUCUACUGGUCGCUGGGAGAUAUAUAUUGAUGGUAAUUUGGAUGAUUGGGGUUAUAAAGGACAGGGGAGGACGAUCAAAGGAAAUGGUGUUCUCGUACUUGGCCAGCGUCAGAAUCUUUUAAGAGGUAGAUAUAUCGCAGGUCGAGCGUUCGUUGGUUGGAUGACGAAAUUCAACCUGUGGAAAAUCGUUCUUAGCACUAGCCAGAUCAAUGAUGUCAUGAAUGACGAUUCAAAUACGUUGGUGGGUGAUGUGUAUGCCUGGGAUCUAAACACUCUUGAUAUUAAAGGAACCGUAGAGGUCAAACAUAUCGAUAUAUGCUCUGGUGGUGCUGUUAGAUGUGAUCCACACUUCACAACCUUGGAUGGUCGUCAUUACAGCCAUCAAGGUAUAUGCUGGUACACUCUGGUAAAGGACUGCUCCAGUGUCAACCCAGACUUCGAAAUAACUGCAAAAUUUGAGCCUCGACAAAAUAGCACCAAUGAAGAAUUCAAAACCAGGGUCGUAGCUAUUAACAUAACUGUUGGCGAUGAAUAUGUUCACGUGAAUGGACUUGAUGUAGUUACGGGAAAUACUAAAGGAUUGUCUUUUGGACCGACAAUAAUAAAUGUUACUCAAAUACACAGAAAGGUGAUAAUGAGUUUUACAUUGAAAGAUACUGUCUUCAAAUUGGAUUGGACUUUGCGGAAACACAUCUUCAACGUUCAUAUUUUUGGUUCAAACUAUCGUGGUAAUCUGUGUGGACUUUUGGGCAAUUAUAACGACAAUAUCCGUGAUGAUUUCCACAAGCCUGAUGGUACUAUUGCGGAUAAUGCCUUUGAAUUUGGUGAAAGUUGGAAAAUACAAGACAUUGAGUGCAAUUGAUCGAGGUAUCAAGCGAUGAAGCCAAUAUGGUUUACAAGUCUAUUGAGUACUUAUGAAUUUAUCAAUUUUCUUUAGAGGUUAUUAGAGGAUAUACGUGCAUUGCUUAACAAAUAUUACUUAACUAUUUCGAAAUAUCCUUUUUAUAGGCAUUACCUAAUGAUUUUCCAAAUACUUUCGUUACAUUA